AUGAGUGAAGAAAAAAAUGUUCAAAACCAGAAGAAAAACACUUCCCUGAUCAUCAAUCACUAUGAUGAGCGGCAUAGAAUUAGCUUUGCAUUAAUUCCUUGGUCAAACAUUACAUCAAUUCAAGCUAAUCAAUUUGUUAUGCUCCGAAAAGUUUCAUUUGGACAAAUUCAGGGCAUGUUGUUCGACCAGCUGUUCAAUAGAAAGAAAUCUUUAUGGCUCAACAAAGCUAUGCAUCAGCAACUUUCUAAGUCAUUUAGAAAUCCGUUACUUCUUAUGAUCUGA
Molecule: messenger RNA, 282 nt
Organism: Clunio marinus
Lineage: Eukaryota; Metazoa; Arthropoda; Insecta; Diptera; Chironomidae
Source: the annotation of a GenBank genome assembly